AUGCGCGUUGUCCGUUCCCCUGGCCCAGCGGCUGCUUCUGCCUGGCCGCGGCUGAGCGGGAGCCGCGGGGUCGGAGCGCGCCGCCGCCCCGCCAUGUCCGAGGCCUAUUUCCCAGUGGGGCCCGGGCUGGGGCCCGAGGAGAAUUUCCUGUCGCUGGAAGACAUCCUGAUGUCCCAGGAGAAGCUACCGGGCCGCGUGGAGGCUGCCCUGCCCCGCCUGGCCGCCGUGCUGGGCAAGGGCGCGGGGGCCGGCCAGAGCGACGGCAUCCCGGAGGGUUCAAAGGUGGAAAUACCAUUGUGGCUAGCAAAAGGGUUGUAUGACAACAAACGGAGGAUACUUUCAGUGGAACUGCCCAAGAUUUACAAGGAAGGCUGGCGGACAGUGUUCAGUGCUGAUGCCAAUGUUGUUGACCUGCAUAAAAUGGGGCCAUUCUACUAUGGCUUUGGCUCCCAGCUCCAGAAUUUUGACAAUCCAGAGAAUCCAGAGAUAGCUCAGACUAUACUGCAGACAUUUAUUGGCCGUUUCCGUCGCAUCAUGGACUCCUCCCAGAAUGCCUACAACGAGGACACCUCUGCACUGGUUGCACGGCUGGAUGAACUGGAACGAGCGUUGUUUCGAGCUGGUCAGAAAGGGCUGAAUGACUUUCAGUGCUGGGAGAAGGGGCAGGCUUCUCAGAUCACAGCUUCCAGCCUGGUGCAAAAUUACAGGAAGAGAAAAUUCACGGAUAUGGAUGGUUGACGGCAUGAAGGCCACAAAACUGCUACAGGGGAUACUGAGGUACUCUGUGUCAGAGAGAAGAGAGACCAGCCAAUCUUGGAAAGGGACAGACUCUCCUCCCAGUUUAACUGAAGUUCUUCUGCGCAGCAUCUUCAGAUUAGAACAAAGAACAUUUUAGACUAAAGGAUGAGUAUAACAAGAAUACAUCACAAAAUUGUUUUACAGCACACACAUCCUUCUCCCAUGGAUUUAUGGUAAUAGUUUUGGGCUUCAUAGCUGAGUGGAUAUAAAAGGCUUUUCUGAAAGAGGAUCAUUUAAUAUUUACUGUAUUUAUCAUCUAAGUAGAUCUGGAAUUGUAGUUUCAACUCUUUCACCCCCACCUCAAAUCCCACCUUCCCCACGCAUACCCCAGUGUGUUGACAUGAACAGCUGUUUCCAGCUUCAUGAUUCCACAGGACAUCCCCGUAACAUGAAGGGAAGAGUGGUAUAGACUGCAUUGUGUUAUCCCCUUCUCUCGUGCUACGUCUUAAUGCACCAGUACAAAUGUCUUUGUUAGGGGUAAGCAUCUGCUUUUAGCUGAUUCUUUUGCUGCUUUAGUUUCGUAUGUGAUUUUAAUGCUUGUCAUUGUACAGUAGAGACUGCCUUCUGUUUGUCCACACAGCAGUUGAAGUGUUGCUGCAAACUUUAUGCACCCUGCCUCCACCUCCCACCGCCACUACUAUGCCUCACACCUGCAAAGCCCACCUCUGGGCAGCAGGUGGGAAUGCAUGGUGGUUUUUGUGAUAUGGACACCAGUUCACGGAAGAAGUUAUCCUGAUUUCUAGUUUUGGCUAAUGGUGAAGGGGCAGAGCUAAUGAGUUGUUUGUUUCCUUCUGAUCUAUUGUUAUUUCCUCUCUGGAAAUGCCAUUCUUACCAUUGGGAGCGAAUGGAAUUAGAACUCGUUAAACAGCACAAGGGUUGCUCUAUGGAGAUGUCCUCAAAAUGUAGCUUUGCUUGUGAGUCACGUUGGAGGGCAGAACACCCAGAAACACAUGGUUCCCUCUCUAGAAAGCUACUCCUGGGACCAUUGGAAUUGGUAUUCUUGGGACAAGUCAUUAGAAACUAUCUGGGAGUUUCUUAGCCUUCCUUAGGAGGAAGCCCUUUAAAAAGUAACUAAUGAGGGGCCUUAUCGUGAGAGGUGCUGAGCAUUCACAGUGACUGUUGACUUGAUUAGUAGCUGUGGAUGUUAAUCAGACUUUCAGCGUCUCUUGGGAUCAGGCCCAUGGAGAGCAAAAUUUUGUGUGGGCCACUUGUUCUUGGAUGUUUAAUGUAAUUGUUGGCUAAGGGAUCCCCCACAAUGGGCGAGUGGCCGUUCUUUGGGCCUCAGGAGUGAAAUCUCUGCCUCUGCAGUCGGUCAGAAGGGAUACUGAGUGCUGGAUACGGCAGCGUCUUCCACUUGCCACGGUCUCUGAAGUGCACAGGGCAACCUGUCCCACUGCAGGAGACUAAGUAGCAGCUAGUGGAAUAUGAAGAGGGAGUUCAAGCAUGCACAUUAUUAAAUGCCACUGUGCUAACCAACAGCAUGCUGUGAAAAUGAUGCAUUUUUUAUAAGAAACUAAUUUUAGCCUGGAGUUUGUAUAUUUUCUAUUUGGGGAUUUCUGUGCUGAAUAAAUGAGUUUCACAUGGAAUAAGUUCUUCACACAGUGUGUGUCUCUGUAAUUGCCCUGCUGCUGAGAAUCAGUCCUAGCCAGGAGACGAAUGCUAACCCUGUGGCUAAGGUUUCUGAGGAGCCAAAGUCUUGCUGCAAGAACCCACCGUGUUCUUGACACAGCUCCCAAACACAGGAGUAUUACAUUUAUACACUUCCGCUGGCGUAGCGACCUCUUCCAUUUGACUCCUAGCUCCACUGAGACAAUCCUAGCAGUUGCCACGAGUCAGAUUAGAGACACUGCUAGGUUGAUAGAAGGCUCCAACCUUUAAUUCUGUUUUUUAAAAAAAAAAUUAUAAAACCCAAGUGACAGAAAUGUGUCAGUAUUUAUGCUUAGAUUUUGGAUUUUUUUUUUAUUUUUUUUUUUAAUUCUGCGGAAACUAUUUGAUGUUUUGGAUGUAACCAUUAUCUUGCAGCAUGUGCAGCCCAAACAUUGAAGCAUUGUGGUGAUAGUCAAGAACUAGAAAGUGAAAUUGACUGAUGAUUAUAAUACUGUACAGCAUUCACUGUAUAUAGUGCUUAUGUUCAAACACUUUCCAAAUAUUAACUAAUGAAUUCUCACGAUCCCACUGUGAGGAAGGGAAGUAUUAUCCUCAGUUCCCAGAGGGGUAAACUGAGGCACAGAUGUAUGAGACACACCAAAGGUCAAACAGCAACAAGAUGGCAGAGCCAGAAAUGGAAUCUCUGUCCUGACUCCUAUUCAAUGCUCUAACCCCUAGAAUGCGGGCACUCCCAAAUAAGAGCAAAAUGGGCGCAAUCUGUUUUCAUUGGUUUCUGUUUUCACUUCACUCAACUUGGACAAUCAGCAUAUGUAAUUAAAAGUAAUUUAGGUUUUAAAAACCCAGUUUUAAAGGGGGCAGCAUUGACUUGAAAUCUAGUCUGUUUGCCAAACAACACGCGCUCCCUAAAUUCUUUUACCAAUUUUCGUGGCAUGUUUUUAAAAAAAAAAAUGUUUCUCUCAAGCAGCAAAGACAUUGAAAUGACUCUGCACAAAAUGCUGUCAAAUGCACAAAGUGAACAAAUUAAAAAAUAGAGGGUUUUUUUUCUCUAACCGCUUUCAGUAAUCUUAGGUAUACUUGUGACAGUAGUCGGUACAAAAUGUUCACAUAGAUGUGGUGGGGUUUUUUGUUUUUGGUUUUUUCCCCAUAGAGAAAUGUUCCUUUGAUACUUUCAGGUGUUGUUAGUAAACACGAUAGGACUUUUUAAAAGAAAACAUGAUAUUUAAACUGACAGUGUCCUCUGAAAUUGCAGCCAGCAGUUUGCAGAUUUUAUGUGCUAUUGAUUUUCUUGUUAUCUUGUAUGCCUUAUUCUAUCCAGAAAUACUUCAUGGCUGUUCCAGAGACCAGAUGCCAUUGAGAAGCCUGGUAAGGUAUCUGGCUAAGCCUACUGUGUAAUUCUGAUAAACACAAACUGUACUUCGUAAUCACACAGCAGUGAACUGAAGUGAGAAGAGUUUGGAUUUGCAUACUUGUAAAACAGAAACAAUCCCUGGCAUUUAACUAACAAAGUUAAGGAGCACGUAUUUAACAAACCAGCAGAGUGGAAGGUCUCUCUAGAAUACCGGCAGCAAAUCCCUGUCAGAAGUAAUGAGUUGGAAAACUCCACGUUUGCACUUAGAUUCUCUUUAAACUUUUUAUUUAUUGCUUCUCAGGUACUUUUCCUUACAGCAGAGGCAGCCACUGAGGCAUGAUGCCCAAUUAAAUAUAAAUAGCUUUUCAACCAACAUGCAAAACCACCCCAUCCCAGUUCUUUCCUCCUUUUUUACUUCUGUUGCAGCUUCUUCGCCAGCAUCUUUGUGCUCUAAUCAAUGUCUGUCUGUCCUCUGGGCUAGGGUUAUUUUUUGUUGGCAGAGAGAAGGUAUUGAAAACCCCUGCCAGACUAGAAGUAGUAGGUGUAGUCAUUCUGAUUUCAGUAUUGGACAUCAGUCUCCAUAACAGAGAGGUCAAGCUAGAUCAAGAAAUAGCAACCAGGAAAAGAUAAAGCAGAAAGUGGCCCAGACCUUUUAGCACAUUCCUUGGCCUGAAGGCAUCUAUUUAACAGGAAGACAUUUUAGGGUGGGAUUUUUGAAAGCACCAAAGUGAGUUUGGAGCACAAAUCCUAUUGCAAAUCAAUGAGGCUUGUGCUCGUAGGUCAUUUGAAAAUCCCACCACUGUCCUGGCAAGGUUCUGAGCCGACGCCUACAGGUUAGCCAGUGGCUGAGCCCUACGGCAUCAAUUUGAGGAGUGAGGUGUGACCCAGGGACUUCUUGAUGCCAACCAGCAGAGAGCACAAAGGAUGUAUAGGGUUGCACAGGGAUCCCCUGGGUCAGAUAUAGGCAUAUUAGUUCACCAAAGGGUGACAUGUAAAGUCUCUACUGAGAGGCAAUAGCCGACAGGUCUCCAUAAUCAUUUCAAAAUGUUUGCACGGAUAAUAUUUAAGGAGUUACUUAUACUGGAAAUUGUGUUCUUAACAUCUUAAAGUUAAGGCAGGGAACCAGGAGAUGACAUGCCGUGGACAGGUUCUUUUUAGGCAGGGAGUCUCGCCGGACAGUUGUCUGGUUAUUGUGUGCUUCACAAUGGAUGCUGAUUUACAGACUAAGUCAAAUGCUGAUUGAGAUUGUGAAAUCUACAAGAAAAAACAGCCAGCAGGGGGGCAUCUGGUUUAUGAAUAAGGACAGUCAAUAAUUCUGAUGUAUCUGUGGGUGCAAACCAACACCCUAGAUCUUUUACCAAAGAGGCAAGCUAAUGGUGUGACUAGUCUCAUGAAUGGAAGAUCACAGCCAAACCUGGCUAUAAAACAGUGCAAGGACUUUGGGUGAGCAUUGCUCUCUAAGACAUGGAAGUGUCUAGGUUCCAGAACAUGUUAUGAUUUUAUUUUAUAUGUAACCAUAUGUUUUUAGUACUUCUGCUUGCUAUCAUGUGAAUUUCUACACUUUGUUCAAUAAACUUUUGUUUUUACUGUAA
Molecule: messenger RNA, 5346 nt
Organism: Chelonia mydas (Green sea turtle)
Lineage: Eukaryota; Metazoa; Chordata; Testudines; Cheloniidae
Gene: GINS3
Product: GINS complex subunit 3
Exons: 3
Coding region: 1-738 (245 amino acids)
Biological process (GO): mitotic DNA replication initiation
Cellular component (GO): GINS complex
Source: RefSeq, a predicted model, not a curated record